AGGGGCCAUACGGGGUCUUUGCCGGAAGAGAUGCAUCCAGGGGCCUUGCCACAUUUUGCCUGGAUAAAGAAGCACUGAAGGAUGAGUAUGACGACCUUUCUGACCUCACUGCUGCCCAGCAGGAGACCCUGAGUGACUGGGAAUCUCAGUUCACUUUCAAGUAUCAUCAUGUGGGUAAGCUGCUGAAGGAAGGGGAGGAGCCGACUGUGUACUCAGAUGAUGAAGACCCAAAAGAUGAGAAUGCUCGGAAAAAUGAUUAAAGCAUUCAGUGGACGCAUAUCUAUUUUUGUAUUUUGCAAAAUCAUUUGUAACAUUCGAGUCUGUCUGUCUUUAAAACAUAGUGAUUUCAAUAUUUAGAAAAGUUUUGAACUUGCUGUAAUUUUUUGUUAAUUAAUAUCACUAGUGACACUGGUAAAAUUGUCUUAGAAUGCAUGAUACGUUUGUGUCACAAAUCCAGGAAGUGAACUGCAGUGCUGCCAUGCAACUGUUAAUGCUGUUUUUCUUCUAUCUGUAGUUAGAACAAGCCGAAUUGCAAUUUGAUUUUCCCGAGAAAGAGAAAAGACUUGGGUAUUUCCACAAACUAUUCAAAAUGGUAAAUGUACUAAGAGUGAAGAAGGAUCAACUUCUAGUUUUGCUGUUCUCUAAAAACAAGCCCAUUUUCCUCAUUUGACCUAACUGCAUGAUUUCUGUUUUAUCUACCUCUAAAGCAAAUCUGCAGUGUUCCAAAAGCUAUGGUAUUGAUUCAAGAGAGUAGUCCAGUAACAAAAUGAAAAUGUUAUGUCUGGCUUAAUUGGGACAAACACAUUUCCCGUGUUUCUGGGCCGAUUUAACUGUCCUUGUCCUUGUUGUGGACACUCUCAACACAUACAGUAACUCUCUCACACAUAGUAAUUGACAGUUGGGACUAAAACAGCAUCUGAACAUUCAAAGUGUAGAGCUUUGCAAAAAAACCAAAAAACAAAAAAAACCCUAAACACAUGAGGAUCAUGGGUCUGGCUUCCCAGUUGUAUUGCUUAUAUCAGGGCAAUGGUUAUGUGGUUAUUUGACCAGAUGUGAAAUUUGAGAGGAACAUACAGGGCAGGAAUAGGUGUGUGCUUUUCAGAAAGUCUCCUCCGUCAUCUCUGAAGAAUGCGAAAACACUACAUGGCAUUAGCUGAGUGAUUUUUAAAGGAAAAUACAUUCCUAAGGUAACAGGUAGAUCUUUCUGGUGUUACAAAAUUGUAGUCACUUCAAAAGUAGUAGUCAAGUGUCUAGGUCUUGGAUAAUACUCUUUUGGCUAAUACUAAACCUAGCUUAAGUAGACUCUACAGUUGUAUAAAUUUGUAAAAGUAUUAUAUGAACAACUAGUGAGGUUUCAAACUCUUGUAAUUGUAGUUAAAUAGUCAUUGUAUUUUCUUGUGAGCCGUGUUUAAUGGUUUUACCUCAAAUCAGAAAACAAAAUGAAGUGUUUGGGUCAGUUAAUAAAAAGGUUUUAAGCAGUA
This is a messenger RNA of Cricetulus griseus (Chinese hamster), 1481 nucleotides long. Lineage: Eukaryota; Metazoa; Chordata; Mammalia; Rodentia; Cricetidae. The record is from RefSeq and is a predicted model, not a curated record.